Molecule: messenger RNA, 1140 nt
Organism: Fusarium falciforme
Lineage: Eukaryota; Fungi; Ascomycota; Sordariomycetes; Hypocreales; Nectriaceae
Exons: 2
Coding region: 1-1140 (379 amino acids)
Molecular function (GO): oxidoreductase activity, acting on the CH-OH group of donors, NAD or NADP as acceptor
Source: RefSeq, a predicted model, not a curated record
AUGCCGAUGCAUCAAGGUCUGAUUCCACGCGAGGGCUUCUGUGCCGAUGUCGUCCUUCGCCUCUUCCGUCGUACCGUGCUAAACCCGGCCCUCUUGUUCCCACUUGUGCUGCUCGCUCGCUUCACAAAGUCGGGCCAAGACCUCGCCAAACUCCAUCCCGCCUCCCGACAUCUCGGGACGCUCUUCUGCGUCGCCCUUGCCCGCUGGGCCAGCGAUUGGGCGUCGGAAAAGGCUCAAAAUAAUUGGGUCAACGACAAGUAUGAUUGGACUCGAGAGAUUGUGCUGGUAACUGGCGGUGCCGGAGGCAUCGGAGGCCAUAUGGUCAAGCUGCUCGAUGAGCGGGGCAUAACGGUCGUGGUCCUGGAUGUCCAGCCCAUGUCCUUCGCCGUCUCGGCCAACGUGCACCACUUUCAAUGCGACCUUCGCUCGCCCGAAAACGUGGAAGCCGUGGCCGAAAAGGUCAGGGCUCAGGUCGGACACCCGACUGUCGUCAUCAACAACGCCGGCGUGGCCCGGGGCAAGACGGUAUUGGAAGCUGAGCCGGGCGACGUCCGCUUCACUUUCGACGUCAACUCGCUUGCACCGUUUUGGACGGCCAGGACGUUUGUCCCCGAUAUGGUCGCCAACAACCAUGGCAUGAUUGUCACUGUGACAUCGUACGCCGCCUGGCUGACGAUUCCCAACAUGGUUGAUUAUGGAGCUUCCAAGGCCGCCUCAUUGGCUCUCCACGAGGGCUUGACGGCCGAGCUGACUACGAGAUACAACGCCCCCAAGGUCCGGACGGUGAUAGUCCACCCGGGCCACACAAAGACCGCUCUCUUUACUGGCUAUGACCAAAAAACGGACUUUCUCAUGCCGCAGCUUGAGCCUGAGACUGUGGCUGACGCCGUCGUCAAGCAGGUUCUCACAGGACGCAGCGGCUACGUUGUUAUCCCGGGAUUCGGCAUGAUUCUGUCCGCUCUUCGUAUGCUGCCGGAUUGGUAUGCCAUUCCACUGAGAGCCAAGGCGCAGUCGUAUAUGAACAACUUUAGGGGUAGACAGGUGAUUGAGGACGUGGACGCCGCUUAUGAGGACGAUCAUCAUCUUAAGAGGGGCACAAAUGAUACGACUGAGAGCGCAGUGCUGGUCCCUGGCGUCUAG